Messenger RNA from Armigeres subalbatus, 1088 nucleotides. RefSeq names its product enoyl-CoA delta isomerase 2 (gene Dci). The transcript is spliced from 3 exons. Bases 254 to 1042 code for a protein of 262 amino acids. Lineage: Eukaryota; Metazoa; Arthropoda; Insecta; Diptera; Culicidae. The record is from RefSeq and is a predicted model, not a curated record.
CUCUAUUUACUGGUAGUGCAUUGCCGUUUCUUAGCUUAUAGUGUUUAUUAAUCCAUUCCACAAUAAGUUUCAUCCCGAGAAUAUUUUCAACUAAGGAUUUCUUAAACCGGAAGAAUUCGAACCCAGUUAGUAAUCGCGCAAAAUAUUUUUGAGCUAGGAAGGUAUAUUUUCUGUUUCUAUACAUGUAGAUGCAGUGGUAAAAGAAGUAGUAACUUAUUUGCCAAACAAUAAUAAGACUAACAUUAGUGCGGGAAUGGCCACGGGAACUCAGCCGGCUCAUUUAGUAGUCGAACAGUUCGGAACGGUUCGGCGCAUCACAAUCAACAAUCCCCGCAAGAAGAAUGCCCUCAAUCUGCAGGCGUACGGUGAUUUGACGGAUCUGCUGAACGCCGCCGAUCGGGAUGAUUCGGUCUCGGUGGUUGUCCUGAUGGGGGCGGGCGAUUUCUACAGUUCCGGCAACGACAUCAGCGCAAUAUUAACCAGCAGUCAAUCGGUGGAAGAACGACUUGAAACAUCCAAUGGGAAGCUGUCCAACAUGGUGAAGGCUUUCUACAGCUUCAGUAAGCUUCUCAUAGGGGUGGUGAAUGGGCCGGCUAUUGGUAUCGCGGCCACCACGGUGAUACUUUGCGACGUUUUGUAUAUGGUUGAAACGGGCUACUUUUACACGCCGUUCUCGGCUCUGGGACUUUGCGCUGAAGGAUGUUCGUCCUAUACGUUCCCCAAGCUGAUGGGUCGUAGCAAAGCAUCGGAAAUGCUGCUGCUGAACCACCGAAUGAGUGCCCAGGAAGCUCUCCAGUUCCAAGUAGUGAGUGAAUUAUUCAAAUCGGAGGACUUCGAAACAAAGCUGUGGCCUCGAAUUCUGAAAUACGGGGAACUUCCGAUAGGAUCAAUCAAGGCUACCAAACAGCUGAUGAAGCGAUUCGAGAUCGAGGAGCUUCAGAAGGCUAACCAGAGAGAAUUGGAGGCAUUGGCUCAACGUUGGCAAACUGAGGAAGCUGUACAAGCUGUAAUGAAUUUUAUGACCAGAAAGAGUAAGAUGUAAUUUUGAACACUGGGUAAUUAAAGUUUGUUGGACGCAUUUUAAUAAA